Messenger RNA from Myiozetetes cayanensis, 4047 nucleotides. RefSeq names its product ALG13 UDP-N-acetylglucosaminyltransferase subunit (gene ALG13). The transcript has 27 exons. NCBI's taxonomy places the organism in Eukaryota, Metazoa, Chordata, Aves, Passeriformes, Tyrannidae. The record is from RefSeq and is a predicted model, not a curated record. Gene Ontology annotation, molecular function: hexosyltransferase activity. Gene Ontology annotation, biological process: dolichol-linked oligosaccharide biosynthetic process. Bases 41 to 3394 code for a protein of 1117 amino acids.
GCCCCGCGGCCAGCCCAGAGCCGCCGGCGGGCGGGCGGCCAUGAAGUCCGUGCUCGUCACGGUGGGCACCACCAGCUUCGACGAGCUGAUCGCGACCGCCCGCUCCCCGCCGGCGCUGCAGGCGCUGCAGAGCCGCGGCUUCCAGAAGGUCGUGCUGCAGGUGGGGCGGGGAGCGUGGCAGCCGCCGGUGCCCGGAGGCGGCGCGGCCCUGCAGCUGGAGGCGUUCCGCUUCAAGGACUCGCUGGCAGAGGACCUGCGGAGCGCCGACCUGGUCAUCAGCCACGCAGGUGCAGGUAGCUGUCUGGAGACUCUAGAAAAAGGAAAACCACUAAUAGUAGUAAUAAACGACAAGCUGAUGAACAACCAUCAGCUUGAACUGGCCAAACAGCUCCAGAGAGAUGGGUAUGUCCUCUGCUGUAACUGCAGCACUCUUGUGGAGACGCUGCAGAUGAUGGACUUGUCAACUUUGAAACCUUUUCCUCCUGGACAGCCAGAAAAGUUUGCUUUGUUCUUGGAUAAAGUUGUUGGGUUUCAAUCGGCGGCCGCGCGCGGAGCGCCUCGCGCCGAGCUCGCGUCCGCCUCAGCCGGGAAGAUGCAGAAGGGCUGGAAGAAGUACUUCGGGCAGAAGUCCUUCAGCGAGGUGGCCAUGGACGAGUACCUGGGCAGCCUGGGACUCUACCGCAAGAUGACGGCCAAGGACGCCUCCUGCCUCUUCAGAGCCGUCUCGGAGCAAGUGGGCGACCGCCCGGGCUGGGGGGGGGUAGCCUGGGCGCCUCAGGCCGGGCGCCGCCGGGGCUGGGUUGGGGGUGCUCCCGGAGAGCCCCCGGGUGCCCAGACUCUGACGUUUUCCCCUUCGUUCCUUUGUAACCUUUGCUUCUCCCAGCUGUUUUCGUCUCAGAUUCAUCAUCUGGAAGUUAGGAAAGCUUGUGUCUCCUUCAUGAGGCGGCACCAGUCCAAGUUUGAGUCCUAUGUGGAAGGCUCGUUUGAGAAAUACCUAGAGCGACUAAGAGAUCCAAAGGAAAGUGCUGGCCAGCUGGAAAUAAGUGCUUUAUCAGUGAUGUACAAGCGAGACUUCAUUCUGUACCGGUACCCUGGAAAGCCACCCACAUAUGCUACAGACAAUGACUUUGAAGACAAGAUUUUACUGUGUUGUUCCGGCAAUGGCCAUUAUGACUCUGUGUAUACAAAACAAUUUCAGGAAAAUGCUGCUAUUUGCCAGGCUCUGUUAUAUGAGAUCCUGUACAAAGAUGUGUUUGGUAUGGAUGAGGAAGAAUUAAGGUCUGCAGUUGAGGUGUUUCGAAGUGGAUCCAAGAAGAACAGAAACAGUGGUCGUGUAGGAAGUGAGGAUGCAAACUUCGCUUGUCUCCAUGAGAAAGUGUCCAGAAACCCAUCAGAAAAGAGGGUGGAUGACUGGGAAGGCAAUGAUGCUGACAAUCCAGAGGAAGCUAAGUUCAAACAAGGCAUUGAAGAAGAAAAGCCUUCAGAAAUUCCUCCAAAGAUGCCUGUUCCUUAUAAAGUGCUAAAGGCCCUGGACUCUGCCAUCUAUCGAAAUGUGGAGUUUGAUGUUUGGCUGGACAGCAGAAAAGAGCUUCAAAAAGCUGACUACAUGGUGUUUGCUGGGAGACAGUACUUUUUAGGAGACAAGUGUCAGGUACGUCUGGAGCCAGGAGAGAGGUAUUACAAUGCUCACAUCCAGGAAGUUGGACAGGACAGCAACACAUUGACUGUCUUUGUUGAGGAGCUGGCAGAAAAACACACAGUUCCUCUGGCAAACUUAAAGCCAGUGACUCAGGUGGCUCCUGUCCUUGCCUGGAAUGGGGCUCACAACCGAAGAGGAGGAGCCUAUCAGAAAAUAACAGGUGGCCACUUCUCAGGAAUAGACAUGGGGAUGAAAACACGGAAGAGGAUGCUUAAGAAAGUUCGUGGCAAGGAAGUCUUCAUGACCGUGGCUUACAGCAGGAGCCAGCCCCUGCUGCCACCCCGGCUCCAGCACAGCGUUCCUUCGGGGCGCUCUCCUCCGGCUCACUGCUCCCAGGAUGCUGCAGACGUGGCACCUUACAAACCCUAUCACCAGCAGAGUCCUCAGAGGCAUCACCGUGGCUUUGGGAUGCUGAGGGGAUCUGCCCAGUUUAUAAACAGGCACAACGUAGUUGGCCCUCAAAUAGCAUUCUACCCCAGUCCAGGAAAGAGAUGUUACCAGAGCUAUGACAACUUCUCCUGCAGGUCCUGCUCGUACGGCCGGAGCCGCCGUCAGAUGCAGAGCGAGAACAAGGAGUGUCAGGAUGGGUUCAUAGCAGGGACUGCAGAGGAGCCUCAAGGGCCAGAGGAAACCAUAACUUUCUAUGAAAUUGAAGGAGACAAUGACCCUGCUUUUCCUACCUUGCCAAGCCAGAGUAGUCCUGCUCCCACUGUCCACAGUCCAGCAGGAUUUUGGGUAGCGAGGAGAAACCAGAACUCUGUUUCACCUAACAAGCAGACCCUGAAUUCCUCAGAGGAGGAGGAAGAAAUAAGUGAAAAUGGAAAAUUUCAUGAAGAAUAUAUCUAUGCACCUCCAGAUCCUGACUGUGAAACUGCAACGGUGUUUAGCUCAGCAGAACCUCCAGCAAACUUGGUGUUGGUGAACUCUGCAGGAGUUUCAGCCUCCACAGAUGUUUACACUGCUCCAGCAACAGGCCUCUCCUCAAAUUCUGCUGCCUCCACUCCAGCCAGUGUCACCACAGCAGCUCCCCCACAAACAGCAGUUCAACCUGUCAUAGUAUCUCCCUUUUCUGUGGGGAGGCCAGCAGUUUCUUCGGUGCCAUUCCCAACUUACCCAGCUCUUCUUCCUCCAGUGAGUGAGGUGGGAGAAGCUGGUGCUGUUCUUCCAGCUUACUCUUGUGAUCCCAGUGGCAGUGAUCUGCCUCGAGAUACAAAGGUCUUGCGGUAUUAUUUUAAUCUGGGAUUGCAAUAUUGCCAUCAGAGCUAUUGGCCUUCCAUGGUGUAUGUACAGCCAGUGCUGCCUCCAUCUCCAGUGGAAGUUUAUCCAGCAUAUGCUGAGCCAGCUCCUGUCUUGGAUCAGUCAGUACCUCAGGUCUUCCCUGAUCCACGGCCAACUGAGGUCCAGGUUCCCUUGGAAGCACCAGCAAACGGUAACUUCCAAAAUGCAGAGCCUGCACCCCUGUCCUACGGGCCGGUGUAUUACCCAGUUGUGUCAGACCCCUUCAGCCAGCAGGCCCUGCCUGGCUUUGACACGGUGGUGCCUGCCUAUCACUAUGUCAGUGCCUGGCACCCAGUGAACCCUGCCCAUGGAAACCCACCCCAAAUGGGCAGCGCUGUGAGCUCAGCACCACCCCACCAGAUCAGCUAUAUUGCCUCACCUGGCCCUGUACCUCACGACGUGCCUCAAGGAAUGUAAAUCGGGGAGCUGGAAACUCAAAUUCUUGCUUCCUCCUUUCUUGUUUGUCAGCUCCUGUUUAUAUAGUUCUGUAAAUGUUGUCCUGUCUUAAGGGGCUGAGGCAGUUGAUGGAGCUGCAUUUCAUAUUUCAUGUUUCUCUUUAGGUUUGUGCUGUUAGUUGACAAGGUGUUGUUUUAGUUGAUUAGGGAAGCGUAGGAAGAAGGAACACACAAACUGUAGUGCAGGGAACACAACCUGAAUGUGGCCACAUAAAGUAUGUGAAAAAAACAUGCUGUCACUGAAGGCAUGUACCUCUGAGAGGUUGCACUGAACACCUGGUUCUUGUUGAAGCACUGACAUAGGCUGCCACUACAACUACAGAUAAAAAAUGGGCAUAGAGUCACCAGAGGGUGAAAAUGUUUAAGUUGGCUUUCUCAGAUUUUGCAGAACAAAACUGCUUUGCCACUAGUGGUCACAUAUUUAUAAUAGCUGUAUUUCUUCUGUCUGCCUUCAUACUGCAUAGAGUUCAUCACUGGAAAUGCAAGAAUAAUGUUUUGAUCUGUAUAUUGUAUAUUUGUAAGAUUUGUUUUGUGAAAGCUGUUGCACAUAUGGUGAUAAUCUUUGGUGUUAAUUUGCACUGACAGCACAAAAUAAAAGCAUUGAACACGUGAAAA